Messenger RNA from Exophiala viscosa, 1044 nucleotides. RefSeq lists its product as uncharacterized. The transcript has a single exon. The record is from RefSeq and is a predicted model, not a curated record. The coding region runs from base 1 to 999 and encodes 332 amino acids. Lineage: Eukaryota; Fungi; Ascomycota; Eurotiomycetes; Chaetothyriales; Herpotrichiellaceae.
AUGCUUGCAUUCUAUCUACUGUCCUUGCCGCUAGCCCUCGCAGUGGUGGCCGUCUCCGCAGCUGCCGUGGCAACGACAAAGGGAUGUAACCGCCAAUGCUUAACGAAUAUGGUCGAUGAGAUCCUGACGUCCAUGGUCGCACACAACCCGGAUAUCUUACCUCUUGCAGAUCUAUACAAGGCAACCGAGAACUCGCAUCCAGCAGCGCUCACUAUGAUGCAGUCGUGGCGCACGAUAGUUUCAGCGGGCGAGCCCAGUCUACUAGCAAUUGACGUGAACAACGGCUCAGCCUACUUCGCUCUCGAUAUCAAUGAAGGCGACCCCUAUGCCCCGAAUAUCCUUCGCGGAAGAAUCGUCGUCUUCAACGACACGCUCACGGAAAUCGAAUUGUUCAUCCACCGCUCCCGUGGCGAUCACGGCUUUUCCUUCUCUCCAGAGCAACUUGCCAACAAUUCCGCGGUAGUGAUGGAUGUUCCGUCGAAUGCGACACUGCCCACCCGCGAGGAGUUAAUGACAAUCAGCAAAGGUCUCUUCAACGGCGCGGACUACGAGAACAACUUGACCAUCGCCGAUAGUUGCCAAUUCACGGAAAUUGGCUGGCUAGUCCCGAAUGACCACGGCCCUUACGGAAAUGGUACAUCGUACGGCCCAGCUGGCUGCGAGAUCGGGUGGACUGAUGGUCCUUUUGACACGAACGCACGGGUAGGCUUAGUCAUCGACGAGCAGUUGGGCCUCGUGGUACAAAGUGGCAUGAUCCCCGGUGUCGUCUACGCAUACCGCAACUUAUCAGCUUUCAUCCCCGACGCCUUCCCUGGCGGCCAAAACCAAUCAGUGCAGUGGACCAAGGAUUACCUCGGCGAUUACCCGCUGCUGUAUGCGUUCGGAUCUACUGGAGAGACUAUGGAAGUGCUCCAGUACUACAACGGUGCCCUUCAGGCUAUUCAGAUCAAUGUCUUCAUGAAUCCUCCGAACGCGACAUCGGCCUGGUUGUCAAUGUAAGCGCUAUUGAUGUGUUGAAAGCCCGAAGAGCAUACACCAAAAGUU